This is a messenger RNA of Microthlaspi erraticum, 678 nucleotides long. The record is from the annotation of a GenBank genome assembly. NCBI's taxonomy places the organism in Eukaryota, Viridiplantae, Streptophyta, Magnoliopsida, Brassicales, Brassicaceae.
AUGCAGGCUCCAAUGGUGAUGGCUCCACUGGAGUGCUUUUUGCAAGUGAAACCCGAGCUCAAAGGUUGGCACAAGAUGUGUUCUAAAAUAGUCGAAGACAUUAGUGGUGUUUCGUUCUGCAUUAAAAGGCUUCUAGUAGAUCCCAACUCUUGGAUGUAUAUCGAUUUGAUGCAUAUAACUGGCAAAGUUGAUCCUAUAGUCUUCAUCAAGAAGUUGUAUAAAGCGAGAACUUACGCUAUGCUCAAACGAAUCGAGUAUGGAAAUGAAGAGAAUCCAGAAGAAACUCGGAAACCUAAUGAUCACUUCAUGACAUGUAAUUUCGAAAUAAACAUAUUAGACGAAAGUUGGUAUAAGAAAGUCUUAGUGGCUUUGAAGACCAUCCAAGGUGUAUCAUUAAUCAUAGAUGGACAACAAAAUAGUGGAUAUCUACGUGGGAACAUUGAAUCUGCAAGGCUCAUGAAGAUGAUGGCGAAGGCGGGCAUCGAAUCAUGGGCAAUGAACUAUGGAGUCAUGUAUAAAAAUGCAACCUUGAAGACACUUAAGCCUUCUGCAAAAGGAACCGAGCAGGCAGAGCCAGCGAAAGACAAAGAGCCUCCUCCUCUAGAGAAUGUAAGUACAUCAAAGCAUUACCAAGUCGUAUACAAGAAGCCUCGUGGUUUUAAAAGGUUCUUUUGUUAA